AUCAAAAUUGAUUCUUGAGUGCAAUAGUGUUUGCUUUAUUGGCUCAGAAUUUCAGCAGACAAAGGAGGGAGAGAAGAGAAGUCACCAACACAAAAACUCUCUCUUGAUUCCUUUAAAUAUCACUUUCCUCGCCUUCUCAAUUUUUGGAAAAAACAGACAUACAAAACUGAACAGAAUCCCAGGGUUUUGUAGGAAGAGCUUCAGGUUUGAGUAUGAAGAAGAUUUCCAAGAACAGCUGCAAGUCUGCAUCACACAGGCUUUUUAAGGACAAGGCAAAGAACCGUGUUGAUGACUUGCAGCUGAUGUUUCUGGAUUUGCAGUUUGCAAGGAAGGAGAGCCGGACUGUCGAUGCUGCAGUCCUUGAGGAACAAGUCCAUCAGAUGCUUCGUGAGUGGAAGGCCGAACUCAAUGAGCCGUCUCCUGCUUCUUCUUUGCAGCAAGGUGGAAGUCUGGGAUCAUUCUCCACCGAUAUCUGUCGGCUUUUGCAGCUCUGUGAGGAGGAAGAUGAUGCCUCUAGUCCUUUAGUUGCACCUAAGCCUGAACCUAAUGACCAGGCUCUGCAGGCUGAGGGUAAGGUCAUUUUUCAAGAGGGCCAACAGCAACAUAAUUUCCCGUUGCUUGAUGAACGCAAACAUUCGACAUCUGGAGUUCAAAACGUGGCAGCUAGCAACCAGGAGGGGCCUGCUUUAGAAUAUCAUCAGUUUGAUUUACAUCAGGACUUCGAUCACAGCUUAUAUACUGGUUUCAAUGGUACAGGUUACUGUGAGGAGGAUGCUAUUCCUCAUAUAUCUAGCUAUCUACCAAGUGUAUGCCCUCCUCCUUCUGCUUUCUUGGGCCCAAAAUGUGCACUUUGGGACUGUCCAAGGCCUGCGCAAGGGUUGGACUGGUGUCAAGACUAUUGCAGUAGCUUUCACGCUGCUCUAGCUUUGAAUGAAGGGCCACCAGGUAUGGCCCCAGUUCUACGACCUGGGGGCAUCGGUUUAAAGGAUAAUUUACUUUUUUCUGCUCUUAGUGCAAAGGCGCAAGGAAAAGAUGUUGGCAUCCCAGAAUGUGAGGGAGCAGCAACUGCAAAGUCUCCAUGGAAUGCGCCUGAGCUGUUUGAUCUUUCUGUUCUUGAGGGUGAGACUAUUAGGGAAUGGCUCUUUUUCGACAAGCCUCGAAGAGCUUUUGAAAGUGGAAACAGAAAGCAGAGAUCAUUGCCAGAUUACAGUGGACGCGGUUGGCAUGAAUCUAGAAAGCAAGUUAUCAAUGAAUUUGGAGGUCUGAAGAGAUCCUACUAUAUGGAUCCACAACCACUGAACCAUUUUGAAUGGCACCUUUACGAAUAUGAGAUUAGCAAGUGUGAUGCAUGUGCCUUAUACCGUUUAGAACUAAAGCUUGUUGAUGGAAAGAAGAACUCGAAGGCAAAAGUAACAAAUGAUUCAGUUGCUGAUCUACAGAAGCAGAUGGUAAAGCUCUCUGCUGAGUUUCCGCCUGAUAACAAAAGGCCCGCCAAAGGAAGAGCUAAGAUUAAUGCCAAAGUUAGCAUGGGUGGUGUCUAUUCAGCUUCAAACAGAGUGACCCCACUAAAUGGAACAUACGAAUAUGGGUUAGCUGCACCAUAUGACUAUCUUGUUGAGAACAUGGGCGAUUAUUACGGGACAUGAUCUACCUUGGAGUGAUGUGCAACAUGCUUAUACAUUAUUCUGUGCUGCUUCUUUUUUGUUUUGGCCUCCACUAUCUGCUUUGCUAUUUCUCCCUUCCCCUAGUAACAAGAAUCCAAGGCCAUUUUUGUUGCCUUGUCAAGAUAUUGUGAAUAGCUCAUUCUCAUUGGAGUACAUCAUUGGAAGCUGCUGGAUGCUGGAUUCUAACUUUAAACUUACAGCAAUUGCUGUAUGUCAUUUAUGAUUAGCAAUUCGUUAGAUGCUAGAAUCUAAUUAGCAUCAUCGGAAUUGCCCUGCUGUUUAGGCUCUAUAUUUGUGGUUCAGCUUUGACUAUAUUUCAUUUUCCAAAUUAUGCUAAUGUAAGUCAUAUGCACUAUUUUGUGGUAGUAGCCGCAGGACAAACCACAGGUACAUAGUAUUGGCCGUGUAAUAAAUUGUUUCAGUUUCCUUUUGAGUAAUUUUUGUAUGAUUCAGGGCAUCUUUGAAGCCAUCAGUGAUAUGAGCUGCCUUGUGCUGGAUGAAUUCCCUUUCUGGUUGAAGUUGUUAUCUUCUUUGAGAUUUUUGUUCUUUAUGAAAUCAUGCCACCACAAGGUUUAUUCUUUA
This is a messenger RNA of Cicer arietinum (chickpea), 2246 nucleotides long. RefSeq names its product transcription factor VOZ1. Lineage: Eukaryota; Viridiplantae; Streptophyta; Magnoliopsida; Fabales; Fabaceae. Gene Ontology annotation, biological process: positive regulation of long-day photoperiodism, flowering; positive regulation of DNA-templated transcription. The record is from RefSeq and is a predicted model, not a curated record. Gene Ontology annotation, molecular function: sequence-specific DNA binding. Gene Ontology annotation, cellular component: nucleus.